CAAUAUGAUUCAAUGUUCGGAAAUUCGGAAAGAAAUAAAUAAAUAAACUUUCCGCUUUCUUCCGUUCUAUUCAGUUCGGAGCGCCAUGUCAGGUGUGAUUCCUAAACGUGGUGCAUCUGGUCGGAAACAGUGGACAGUUCACGACACCUCUCGUGGUUCAUUAAAUGGCUUGCGCAAUCAACUAGCCAACGACGGAUGUCCUGAAUCUCAAGUAGUCCUCGCAAAGCAACUCUUACGCGAUGAUCAAGAACGAGAUGACAAUCGCGCGAACGCUUGUUUGGGCGUUUACUGGCUCAUCAAAGCAUCAGAACAAGGCAAUGUGGAAGCCACUGAGCUGUUGAAGCAGUGUCUUAUUAGUGGAAAAGGAAUCUCUGAGCAAAACUAUUUAGAUGUCAAAUCAUGCAUCACCAUGACCCAGGAUGAGAAACUUGCACGGAAAGCUGCUCGCGAAAUGUUCGCCAGCCUUUCCAACGGCGGCGAAUACAUCACAUCCGAACAAUUACAAAAGAAAAUGCUGGAAAUUGACAAGGAUCAAGAAAAUCGUCUGAGGCAGAGCGUGAGAAAUGGCGACUGUGUCACAAAUCAGCAGUACAAUGGCGAGUUGAUGAACCACAUCACCGACGAUGAUUCCGAUGAAGAAGUUGAUUGGUCCCAGCGGUCGGAAAAGUCUGAUGGUAGCGAAAAACUCACCGAAGAUCACCUGGUGGAAGCGGCGGUGCAUUAUUCCCAUGGGAGACUCCCAUUGGUCAAUCGGGUGUUAUCACUCACAUAUCCGAAUCUACAUGCGUUGGACCACAUUCCCUACGUGCACCGAUCUAUUCUACACCCUCUACUCUGGCUCAGCAUCAUCUACUAUAAACUGAUUCGGUUUCUUGGCGCUGCAUCGCUCAAUUUCCUCAACAUUUUCAAUUCGGACUUUCAAAUUGUUUACUUGAUGUUUAUUUACACGCUGGUGAGCACGGAGAAUAUGCUCUUUUUGAUUCCAAUCAUUAUCUACUGCGGCACAAUUAUCGUAAUGGUCGUGACCACUUUCAAGAUGCUGCAAACCAAGCGGGAAUUUUUUGAUUUUCGUGUUUGGUCUGGCUUAUUUCUGACGUAUUCCGGAGGGUCUUUAAAUGGCGAACAGGCAGAGUACCAGUAUAUUAAGAACAACAUGAAGCCCUAUGGUCACUAUUUUCUCGCACUGCUCGCCAACUUUUUUGUUUAUCCUAUUAUUGCGGAGGUAAACAUUCCGCAGUCAGAGCUUACAAUAUUGGCAUUUUGUGCGACCUUUAUGACCCUCUUUGGAUUCAUGUACAAGCGACGCUCGAAAACCGUGCCGGAUUUCUGGAUUCUCUUGAGUUUCUGCGUUAAUGUGUUGGCUAAGUAUCCAUAUGAAGCGGAUACUGUGGUCACACAGGGCUGGAGGUACCUGGAUCUGAAAAUACCCACACUUGCCAGUUACAUAAUUGGAAAUGGCAUUGAAUUCUGCAUAAAUUUCAAAUCCCUGCUGUAUGCAUGUAUUCCAUUGAUAUUCUGCAAAAUCGCCUAUCGGGAAAACUGGCGUGGAAUAUACAAGUAUUUAAUUCCGCACUGUGUGACGCUGAGCUGGUUUCAAGUGGUAGUGAUUAGCUCACAGGGAGCGACUAUGUAUGGCUUAAUCCGUGGAACAUUGGCACUUGUCGGUGUCGUGAUGUUCCUGCCGCUGAUGGGUCUAACGACAAUUCUAUUGCCUGCAGCAGCGCUUAGUAAAUGGCUCAUGACCAAUGAUCAUCUUUAUACUGCGUGUCUCUUCCUUCUGUUUGUUGUUAUGGGUGUCUCGAUAUGUUUCAUCAUCGCUCGCAGCAGAUUCAGCAGUUAUACCUCCCAAGCGCAGGUUGUUUUGGCUAUCAUCGCGCUUUACUUCUUUAUUGAUAACGCUAUCCAUGAGAAUGCGUCGUAUGCGAUUGAGAAACAGCUGCAGAAGACGAUCAGUUAUGAAGGCUACCAGAAAUUUUGCCAUGAGCACGCCUGGACGCAAAGUAAUCUUGCCACCGCGCAGAUAAGAUGCGCGAAGUUGGAAGGCGUGCAAGUCACGUGGGAGGGCUACGUGCAUCAGGUGCGAAUUAAGUCGAGACGUAAUACGUACAAAUACGUUAUAGAUAAACUCCCAGAGGGAAUCAGACAGUAUAUGACCUGCUACUUUGGCGAUGAAAUCGUCCCGGAUUGUGACGAUAAAUCUGAGGAUUGCUUGCUCUUCUACGACAUUGUGCAAGCAAUGAACGGCGGCUGUCAUUUGGAUCGGCACGAUGUAUACGCGUUUGAGAUCAUUGUCAAGAUGCAUUCGGGCAUAUGGGGAAAGGGCGCAGACGUGCACCUGACCGCUGAUGCUGUUGGGCUUAAGAAAUUCGCGUUGAAACUGCGACAAGACGACCAAAUAUGGUUUAAGGGCUCUCUAGUGCGCUCCGGAGAUCGUCGUGUGCAUGUCAAAGUUAUUGAACUAGGGUGUACCACGUGUCAGGACGAUACCUUGCUGAUUGCGAGGAUACGCGAUGACGAAACCGCAAUGGACUACGAUAAAAUCCUGGCAUGUAUGGCGGCUGGAUUGCGCACGGUGCUGAAUUGUAUUUUUUACCCUAUUUUUGUGUUCAAGUAAAAGAAAGAGCCGAGAAAUGAUUGCAAUGUAAAUAAAUGAUUGAAUAGUA
This is a messenger RNA of Dalotia coriaria, 2663 nucleotides long. RefSeq names its product wolframin ER transmembrane glycoprotein wfs1 (gene wfs1). Gene Ontology annotation, molecular function: protein binding. Gene Ontology annotation, cellular component: endoplasmic reticulum membrane. Bases 86 to 2614 code for a protein of 842 amino acids. The transcript is spliced from 3 exons. Gene Ontology annotation, biological process: calcium ion homeostasis; endoplasmic reticulum unfolded protein response. Lineage: Eukaryota; Metazoa; Arthropoda; Insecta; Coleoptera; Staphylinidae. The record is from RefSeq and is a predicted model, not a curated record.